Messenger RNA from Camelina sativa (false flax), 2053 nucleotides. RefSeq names its product putative WD repeat-containing protein C2A9.03. Gene Ontology annotation, molecular function: protein binding. The record is from RefSeq and is a predicted model, not a curated record. Lineage: Eukaryota; Viridiplantae; Streptophyta; Magnoliopsida; Brassicales; Brassicaceae.
CGAUCUAUUCGCCAUGUGUUUAUACUGUGAUUAAUAAGAUCUGAAAUUUGAAGUAAAAGAUCCAGGCAUCUGUCCAACCAGACACAGUAAAUAAUUAACUUAACUUGUUUUAAAAAAAUAUAUGGAGUGUGGAUGUUGUAUACAAUAAAAUUGGAUCCUCCUCAGAUCCGGUGAUUACCUGAUUCGCGUCAAUUUCUCAACACAAGUUUUCGAGAUUUGGGUUUUCUGGGGUUGAGAUGAUGACGACGAUCUUAUCGAAUUAAUAUAUAUCUCUUUUUCUUUUUUCCUCCUGAUUCAAAACAUAGGGUUUUUUAGUGCAUUAGAUCGAAUACUAUUUGAUUCUUUUUUUUUUUUUUUAACGUUUUAUUCGUUUCUUUUUAGUUGCAAUUUUAUUGAAAGUUUUGCGUUGCAAUUUUAAUUGAAAGAUUCCUGGAGAAUUGAAUUUUGCGGGUUGGUGUUUUUGAGAAAGUGGGAAUUGGGAUUUUGGCUUUGUUUCAAUUUGGGAGGUGUAAUAAGAGAAGAUAUGGCUGACUUUGAUGAAUUUAUGGCUGAUGAGUAUGACAUGGAUGAUCUUGAAGAUGAUAUGAAUGCCGAGUUUGACGGUAGGGAUAUCGAUGCUUCUGAUUCCGAAGUCGAAGAUUUAGACCAAGACCAAUUGAACAAGUCUGCUGCAGAUACUUCUGCUGCUCAAGCAAGGAAUGGGAAAGAUAUUCAGGGUAUACCCUGGGAUAGACUUAGCGUUACUAGAAAAGAGUAUAGGAAAACUAGGCUAGAACAGUAUAAAAACUAUGAAAAUAUCCCCAACUCGGGUGACGAAUCUGCUAAGAAAUGCAUGAAUACUGAGAAAGGCAGUUCUUUCUAUGAGUUCAGGAGGAAUUCUAGAUCAGUGAGAUCAACGAUUCUCCAUUUUCAGUUGAGGAAUUUGGUCUGGGCUACCUCAAAACAUGAUGUUUAUCUAUUGUCAAACUACUCCAUCAGCCACUGGUCUUCUUUGACAUGUUCCAGGAAUGAAAUACUUAAUGUUAAAGGUCAUGUAGCUCCAUCUGAGAAACAUCCCGAGAGUUUGUUGGAAGGAUUUACAGAGACUCAAAUUAGCACUCUUGCAGUCAAAGAAAGACUGCUAGUUGCUGGUGGAUUUCAGGGAGAACUCAUUUGCAAGCAUCUUGAUAGACCUGGUGUGAGCUUCUGUUCACGUACAACUUAUACCGAAAACGCUAUCACCAAUGCAGUGGAUAUAUACAGAAACUCCAGUGGCGCACUUCAUUUCAUGGCCUCAAAUAAUGACUGCGGAGUCAGAGACUUUGAUAUGGAGAGAUAUCAGCUUGUCCAACUCGUCCGUUUUCUAUGGCCUGUCAAUCAUAGCUCCCUAAGUCCUGAUGGAAAACUAGUAGCAGUCGUUGGAGAUGACCCAGAUGGUCUACUGGUAGACUCAAGCAAUGGACAGACUAUCGGGACGCUAAAAGGUCACUUAGAUUAUUCGUUUGCAUCGGCUUGGCAUCCAAAUGGUGUAACAUUUGCCACAGGAAACCAAGACAAGACCUGUCGUAUUUGGGACACAAGGAAGCUCUCGGAAUCAGUUGCUGUCCUAAAAGGUAACCUCGGGGCGGUACGGUCCAUUAGGUUCACAUCUGACGGACGGUACGUUGCAAUGGCCGAGCCAGCAGAUUUUGUUCAUAUCUAUGACACAAAAACAGGUUACAGAAAGGAGCAAGAGAUUGAUUUCUUUGGAGAGAUAUCUGGGAUUUCCUUUAGUCCAGAUACUGAAUCUCUCUUCAUCGGUGUUUGGGACCGGACUUAUGGAAGUCUCUUGGAGUAUGGUCGAACCAGAGACUACACUUAUCUUGAUUCAUUACUUUGAUGGAAAAUCAAAUUUAAGCCUUUUUUAUAUUAAAAAAAACUUACAUAAAAGUAAUCUAUUAUAUGCCUAAUCAUAAUCAUACCGGCAAAGAGAAAAAAAAGAGAGAAACCAUCAGCUAUUCAUUUGUGUAAUUUGAUUUGUUGUGCUUUUAAAAUGUACAUUUUUCACGGACUUGGAAAUUGUCUUUGGGAUUCA